This is a messenger RNA of Eruca vesicaria subsp. sativa (arugula), 2049 nucleotides long. The record is from the annotation of a GenBank genome assembly. NCBI's taxonomy places the organism in Eukaryota, Viridiplantae, Streptophyta, Magnoliopsida, Brassicales, Brassicaceae.
AAUACACCUUCAUGAUCCUAACCCCCAAAGAGGUGGGUUUCCUCAUUUUUUCUAACUCUCAAAUCAUAACCACUCUUCCGACAUCGCAUUUUAAUCUCCUCUUUGUCUGCUCGAUUCCUGAUCUCUAGGAUUCGAAUUCUGGAGGAGAAGAUUUGUGUAAUUUGAGAGAAAAACUCAAAAAGCUAUGGCUGUUUCAAACGCCGUCGUUAUUAGCUCAAAGGUGAAGACUUUGUUAUUGAAUCCAAAUGAUCUGUCUUUGUCUCCAGCUCCGCUGACUGGGAAUCUUGCUUUUCCGAUGAACAAUGGGUCAAGACGGGGCUUGAUCCAGAGAGGGCGUUGCGAGAUAUCUGCGUCGAAAGCAGCAAGCAUCUCGGCUCUGGAGCAGCUCAAGACCUCUUCUAUUGACAGAUACACAAAGGAAAAAAGCAGCAUUGUGGUGAUUGGACUCAACAUCCACACAGCUCCCGUUGAGAUGCGUGAGAAGCUCGCCAUCCCCGAAGCUGAAUGGCCACGAGCUAUCACUGAGUUAUGUGGUUUGAAUCAUAUCGAAGAAGCUGCUGUCCUCAGUACCUGUAACCGUAUGGAGAUUUAUGUUCUGGCUCUUUCUCAGCACCGUGGUGUCAAAGAAGUCACUGAAUGGAUGUCUAAGACAAGUGGGAUUCCAGUUUCAGAUCUCUGUCAACACCGUUUUGUGAUGUACGACAAGGACGUGACACAACAUCUGUUCCAAGUCUCGGCUGGUUUGGACUCUCUUGUCCUAGGAGAAGGUCAGAUACUUGCACAGGUUAGACAAGUUGUUAACUUAAGUCAAGGAGUCGACGGUUUUGGGAGACAUAUCAGUGCUCUAUUUAAAAAGGCUAUCACUGCUGGAAAGCGUGUCAGAACCGAGACAAACCUCGCUGCCGGUGCUGUUUCCGUUAGCUCUGCUGCCGUUGAGCUUGCUCUCAUGAAGCUUCCAGAAUCUUCAUUUGCAUCUGCUAGGAUGUUGGUGGUUGGUGCUGGAAAGAUGGGGAAGCUUGUGAUUAAGCACUUGGUUGCUAAGGGAUGUAAUAAGAUGGUGGUUGUGAAUAGAAGUGAGGAGAAAGUUGCAGCUAUACGGGAAGAGAUGCCUCCUGGUGUUGAGAUUGUUUAUAAACCGUUUGAUGAGAUGUUAGCUUGUGCUGGAGAAGCUGAUGUGAUCUUUACUAGUACAGCCUCAGAGUCACCGUUGUUGUUAAAAGAGCAUGUAGAGAGUCUCCCUCCUGUUGCAGAUGGGAGGCUCUUUGUUGACAUCUCUGUUCCUAGAAACGUUGGUUCUUGCGUUGCUGAGCUAGAAUGUGCACGAGUUUACAACGUGGAUGACCUCAAGGAAGUGGUAGCUGCUAAUAAAGAAGAGAGGACAAAGAAAGCAAUGGAAGCUCAGGGUAUCAUCACAGAGGAAUCCAAACAGUUUGAAGCGUGGAGAGAUUCUUUAGAAACGGUUCCAACGAUCAAGAAACUGAGGGAGUAUUGUGAGAGAACAAGAGCUGGUUUGGUUGAGAGAUUCAUGUCGAAACAUGGCAGUGGCAUGGACGAGAAGACGAGGAAAGCAGUUGAGGAUUUAACUCGGAGUCUAGUGAACAAGCUUUUGCAGGGUCCAAUGCAACAUUUGAGAUGUGAUGGGAGUGAUAGCAGAACGUUGAAAGAGACGUUAGAGAACAUGCAAGCGUUGAACAGAAUGUAUGGACUUGAUGUGGAGUUGCUUGAGGAUAAGAUUAGAGCAAAGGUGGAACAAAAAUAAAGAGUAUUUGUUUACAUUCAUUUUUUUCCCUUAGAUUCGUAGAGGUUAAACACAGAGUUGAGAGUGAUGAUAGAUGUGGAAGUAAACCAUAACUAGAUUUUGACCCGCGCUUAGAAGCGCGGGUUUUUCUUUGAUUGUAAAUAAAAUUUGUGAAUUAAUAUUUUGAAAUUGGUGGACAUUAUUAUGUUACAAAUUCAUUAUAUCCAAGAAAAACACUUGUUUAAAAUUAUAUAGUUUAUAAAUUAGCUUAUAUAAGGUUUGUAUGUACAUUGCUAUAUCCCGAAAAUAUA